AUGUCGCUAAGCAACCUCUCAUUGGAUCAAUAUUAUGAGAUACAGAAUAAUGAAUUAGAAGCAAUUCAGUCCAUUUAUAUGGACGAUUUUGUGGAUUUAACUAGAAAGAAGUCUAGUUGGGAUAAGCAACCACAAAUUAUUUUUGAAGUUCAUGUGCGAUCACUUGAAAAGGAACCCGCUGAAUCUUCGUUAACAUUACACAUUGCUAUGACACCAAUGUAUCCCCAUACUGCACCUGAAAUUACUUUUAAAAAUGUAGAAAACGUUUUGGAUUCACAAUUAAAAUAUCUGAAAGAUGAAUAUAAGAAAAUUCACAAAGAAGCAAGGGGACAGGAAUAUAUUUUUGAUAUUGUUACAUUAACACAGGAAAAACUUGAUGAUUUUCAUGAUAAUAUAAAUACAAGAUCGUUAGAGGAUGAUAGAUUGGAAAGAAUUAAGGAAACAAAUGAACAAAUGGUAAGAGAAGAAAUGGAAAGUCAACAACAAAUCGAAAGAUUAAAAAUAUCCGAACAGCGUAAAAUUGAUGAGAUUGUGGAAAAAGAAAUUGCAAAGAGACAAGGUGAUGAUGACAUGUUGUUUAAUCCAAUUAAUCAAAUUAAUAUGCUUCCACCAGAAGAAUAG
Molecule: messenger RNA, 621 nt
Organism: Arxiozyma heterogenica
Lineage: Eukaryota; Fungi; Ascomycota; Saccharomycetes; Saccharomycetales; Saccharomycetaceae
Exons: 1
Coding region: 1-621 (206 amino acids)
Biological process (GO): cytoplasmic translation
Molecular function (GO): protein binding
Source: RefSeq, a predicted model, not a curated record